AUGAAAGAAUGAGAACGAGAGACACGAGUCGGGUUUCAAAGCAAAGACAAGGCCAUUACAAGUCGCAGGAUCAAAGAAGACAUGACGUGAAGUGAAGCGUGGCAAAGAGACUUUACUGCCUCGCGCCUACAUGGCGAACUUGUGACGGCGUCUAAGCAGGUGUUACAGGCACACGUUUAACACCUUAUAGCGGCCCGUGUCGGUUUCCCAUCGUGGGAGAGGAAGUAGCUCCAACACAAGACAAACCGGGGCAGCACUGCUGUGUUUUUGUUCUUCUUUAAUUAUCCGUCGGCGUGGGAAGAAACCGAGUCUCGUUUUUUUUUCUGGGGUCGUUGUUUUGGCUAUAAAUACAGACUCACGUGCGCGCAGUGUCUGAUUUUUGUCUGUACACUUUUGUGAAAGAAAUGCAAAACGUGGAUCUAGCACGCGCGAGGACAGACAAUAAACUUCAUAAAGUCCUGGCAGAGAAAAUGCAGCGAGAUCGAAUCACCAGCAGCAUCGAGCAUCUAAGGAUGAUUUUCUAUCCGAUCAUGCAGAUAACUGAAGAGCACGCUGUCAAACUGGAAAAAGCAGACAUUUUAGAGAUGGCCAUCACGUUGCUUAGACAGAAAGCAUGUUCGCGUGCAAAUUCAAGUUUUGUAUGUGGCUUUUCUCAGUGUUUGCACGAAAUGCUGCGCCAUGUGUCUUUGCAUGCUCAUCUGCCACCCAAAGACAGAGAAGAAAUCAAGCGUUUCUAUGUGCUGCAGAGGACAAGCUUAAGACUGUUUUCAAAUCAUGGCCAUUUUGCUCAAAGAUCACCGAAACGAACAGCAUCCAGGAACCGAGUGGCACUGUGGAGACCAUGGAAGAAAAACUGACUCCGUGCACAGUCUAGCCUCCUAUUUAUCACUUAAUUUCUCAUAGCAAUUUAGUGCUUUUGUUGUAGUUGUUUUGCUAUUUUGUGCAACAUUUGCAUGUACUAGUACCACUUUAGUUGUAUUUGUUACCUAAUUUGUCUACAGUGUAUGCAACAAGUUCUCAACCCCAGUCCUUGUGUACCUCCUGCACAUAUUAAUGAUCUCUCUGCUCCCAAAACACCCACUUCAACUUCAUCAUUCAAUUUCCAGCCCUUUCUGAGGUGAAUCUGUUUAUGUUUAAGCAUGAAAAUAUGCAGAAUUUUUGGUAAUCCAAGACCAGAUUAAGGAACCUGUGCUGCAAGCAAAGUGUCCGUUUUUUAUUUCUCGGAUGUUAUUAUUGUCUUUUGUGAAGGCGUGUGCAAUAAUUCAGACCUCAACUAUUGAAUUCAGCAUGGAUCUCUUUUCUUUGGUGUCAUGUUGUAAUUGAAAUCACUUAAUAAACAUCCCCUGUAUUUAAGU
This is a messenger RNA of Tachysurus vachellii, 1355 nucleotides long. RefSeq names its product transcription factor HES-5-like. Bases 405 to 857 code for a protein of 150 amino acids. The record is from RefSeq and is a predicted model, not a curated record. Gene Ontology annotation, biological process: anterior/posterior pattern specification; regulation of neurogenesis; regulation of transcription by RNA polymerase II. Gene Ontology annotation, cellular component: nucleus. Gene Ontology annotation, molecular function: protein dimerization activity; RNA polymerase II cis-regulatory region sequence-specific DNA binding; DNA-binding transcription factor activity, RNA polymerase II-specific. The transcript has 2 exons. NCBI's taxonomy places the organism in Eukaryota, Metazoa, Chordata, Actinopteri, Siluriformes, Bagridae.